GUCAAUGAAUGCAGGAGAUGCGAGGCACUUUAAACGCACCACGAGGGAACAUGAAGCCUACAAUGAAGAUGAAGACUUCUUAACAAGGAAACUUCUUACCGUGGUUCGGCCAGAAGAACACCCGUGUCGGAUUAUGGCUAGUUCGUGGUUCUGCUGCACAGUCCUUGUGAUGACAAGUGCAGUCAUCAACUCCACGUUGACGGACACUGACGAGUCGUGCAAUGGUGCAUUCGAUGUUUAUUUUGUCUUGGACAGGUCAGGCAGUGUGUCGGGACACUGGCAUGAGAUCUACGGAUUCGUGGAGCAGCUCACCAACAGGUUCGUCAGUCCCAGGAUGAGGGUGUCCUACAUUGUCUUUUCAGCCCAAUCCGUUGUCAUCCUGCCCCUAACUGGAGACAGGUCCAAGAUUGAUGAAGGCUUGAAUAAACUGAGCCAAAUCAACCCUGCUGGUGAAACGUAUAUGCAUGAAGGCUUGAGGGCGGUGUCGGAGCAGAUGAAAACACAGAUGACGCCAUCUCGCAGCAUCAUCAUCCUUCUGACUGAUGGCAAGCUGGAGGUUUAUCCCUUUGAGCUGAGUGUGCAGGAGGCCGACCAAGCCAGAGGUUUUGGUGCCAGGGUGUACUGUGUCGGGGUCAUGGACUUUGACCACAAACAGCUUGCUGAAAUAGCGGAUGGCGCGGAGCAAGUCUUCCCAGUGCUGUCGGGCUUCCAUGCUCUCAAAGAUGUCGUCAGCUCUAUCCUCAAGCAGUCCUGCUCAGAAAUCUUCACAAUAGAACCAUCAAGCGUUUGUGUAAAUGAGUCUUUCAGUGUGGUGCUGAGAGGCAGCGGCUUCAGCGGAUCCAAAAGGACAGACAACGUUCUUUGCGUUCUCACAGUCAGCCACAACACAUACAGCCAGAAGGCAACAGUAGUUGCAGAUGGUCAUCUGCUGUGUCCAGCUCCUUUGCUGCAUGAGGUUGGACAGUCACUUGAGGUGCUGGUUAGCUUGAACGACGGCCAGUCUUAUAUUUCAGCUCCCAUUACCAUCUAUGCCACAACCUGUUCAGACGGGAGUUGGGUGUUGUGGUUGCUGUUGGCUCUUCUGAUUUUGCUGCUUCUGGGUUUCCUUUGGUGGUUCUGGCCUCUGUGCUGCACCGUGGUGAUCAGAGACCCUCCACCCACUCGUGCGCCUCCUCCCCCUCCAGUAAUUGGGGAAGAGGAAGAUUUCUCCCCCAAACACAAGUGGCCCACAGUGGAUGCAUCAUAUUAUGGCGGGAGAGGUCCUGGCGGAAUCAAACGCAUGGAGGUCCGCUGGGGGCAGAAGGGGUCCACAGAGGAAGGCUCCAGGUUGGAGAAAGCCAAAAACGCCGUUGUCACCAUGCCGGAUGACGUGGAGGAGCCCGUCAUACCUCGACCACCGCCAAGACCUGCUCCACUUUAUAACCCUCUCCCGCAGCACAGAUGGUACACUCCCAUCAAGGGGCGUUUUGAUGCAUUGUCGGCGUUGUUGAGAAGACAGUACAACAGAGUAGCGAUCAUGAGGCCGACGCCACAUGACAAGGGCCGCUGCAUUAACUUCACCAGAGUUCACUGAGACUGAAACACAAGAAAUGUAUCUGGACUUCACACCAUCGUCCUGUUUUGUGAUUAAAUGUAAAUAAUAGUUAUUAAAUAUCUUUUUAUGUAUCCUGGUGUUUUCACUUGGCUAAAAGCAAAAAAGAUGGAAUUUGUGAUUCUUAUU
Messenger RNA from Doryrhamphus excisus (bluestripe pipefish), 1720 nucleotides. RefSeq names its product anthrax toxin receptor 1-like. The record is from RefSeq and is a predicted model, not a curated record. Gene Ontology annotation, cellular component: cell surface; plasma membrane. Lineage: Eukaryota; Metazoa; Chordata; Actinopteri; Syngnathiformes; Syngnathidae. Gene Ontology annotation, molecular function: transmembrane signaling receptor activity.